CAGGCGGCGGGGGCCCGGGCGGGCGGCAGAUCCCCGAGGCUCCCGCAGCCGCGGCAGGACCGGCUAGCGGCGCCAUGGAGGGGAGCCCCAUCCCGGUGCUGACGGUGCCCACGGCGCCCUACGAGGACCAGCGGCCGACUGGCGGUGGCGGGCUGCGGCGACCCACUGGACUCUUCGAGGGUCAGCGCAACUACCUGCCUAACUUCAUCCAGAGUGUGCUGUCGUCCAUCGACCUGCGCGACCGCCAGGGUUGUACCAUGGUGGUGGGCAGCGACGGCAGGUACUUCAGCAGGACGGCCACUGAGAUCGUGGUGCAGAUGGCUGCGGCCAACGGGAUUGGACGACUGAUUAUUGGGCAGAAUGGCAUCUUGUCAACACCUGCUGUCUCCUGCAUUAUCAGGAAGAUCAAGGCAGCUGGUGGGAUCAUCCUCACAGCCAGCCACUGUCCUGGAGGACCAGGGGGAGAGUUUGGAGUGAAGUUUAAUGUUGCCAAUGGAGGUCCUGCACCAGAUGUUGUCUCAGACAAAAUCUACCAGAUCAGCAAAACAAUUGAGGAAUACGCCAUAUGUCCUGAUCUUCGAAUUGACCUAUCUCGACUAGGGAGACAAGAAUUUGACCUGGAGAACAAGUUCAAACCAUUCAGAGUGGAGAUUGUGGACCCCGUUGACAUCUAUCUCAACCUUCUUCGGACCAUCUUUGACUUUAAUGCUAUCAAGAGUUUGCUGACUGGGCCUAGCCAGCUGAAGAUCCGAGUUGAUGCCAUGCAUGGAGUUAUGGGACCCUAUGUGAGAAAAGUUUUGUGUGAUGAACUGGGGGCCCCGGCCAACUCUGCUAUAAACUGUGUCCCACUAGAAGACUUUGGAGGGCAGCACCCAGACCCAAACCUGACAUACGCAACUACCCUUCUGGAAGCCAUGAAAGGGGGAGAGUAUGGAUUUGGAGCUGCAUUUGAUGCCGAUGGGGACCGUUAUAUGAUCCUUGGCCAAAAUGGCUUCUUUGUGAGUCCCUCAGACUCCCUUGCCAUCAUCGCCGCCAACCUCUCUUGCAUUCCGUAUUUCCGUCAGAUGGGGGUUCGAGGGUUUGGGAGGAGUAUGCCAACCAGCAUGGCUCUGGACAGAGUGGCUAAAUCAAUGAAGGUUCCUGUGUAUGAGACCCCGGCUGGAUGGAGAUUCUUCUCCAAUCUGAUGGACUCUGGACGGUGCUCUCUGUGUGGAGAAGAGAGCUUUGGCACUGGAUCUGAUCACCUCCGAGAGAAAGAUGGCCUCUGGGCUGUGUUGGUCUGGCUGUCCAUUAUUGCUGCCCGGAAGCAGAGUGUGGAGGAAAUUGUUAGAGAUCAUUGGGCCAAAUAUGGCCGCCACUACUACUGCAGGUUUGACUAUGAGGGACUGGAGCCCAAGGCAACAUACUACAUCAUGAGGGACCUGGAGGCCCUGGUGACGGACAAGUCCUUCAUUGGCCAGCAGUUUGCUGUGGGGAGCCACAUUUACAGCGUUGCAAAGACAGACAGCUUCGAAUAUGUGGACCCUGUGGAUGGCACUGUGACUAAGAAACAGGGCCUGAGGAUCAUUUUCUCCGAUGCAUCACGGCUCAUAUUCCGGCUCAGUUCCUCCAGUGGUGUGCGGGCCACCAUCAGACUGUAUGCAGAGAGCUAUGAGAGGGAUCCCAGCGGUCACGACCAGGAACCACAGGCGGUGCUGAGCCCUCUCAUAGCCAUCGCGCUGAAAAUAUCCCAGAUUCAUGAGAGAACUGGCCGGAGGGGACCCACCGUCAUCACCUGAGCACAGGGCAGAAGAGCACGCAGAGAGACACGUCACCACCGUGCCUUCUUGCUUCCCGUUUGUGCCACUUAGGACUUUGGAAAACAAAAGCUAUUUUGCUGUUGGGGGGGGGAUGAAAUGAGGGCGGGAAGGGGAUAAGCACCCUUUUUGUUGUGAUUUGUUCAGUUCUUUCAUAUGCAGCAGGGUCUUUAGUUGUCUGUUGUUUGAUAUCUAUAUUUCAUCACACCAAUGAGCUUCCCCUUUGGAGAUAGACAGGUGCACUAAGAAAGUAUUAAUCACAGCCCCUGUGGGUUUCUGGUCGGGGAGAGAGAGGGAGGGAGGGAGAGAGAGAGAGAGAGAGAGAGAGAGAGAGAGAGAGAGAGAGAGAGAGAGAGAGAGAGAGAGAGAGAGAGAGACCCAGAAUUAGACCGGCAGGUAAGUUCUAAGGCCUUUGGGCAGGCAGAAGAUCUCAUCAACAUGGAGGAGGACUCAACUUUGCGCUUGUAAUCAGAUCUACAAGGUGAAAGGCUUAGAACUUCAGGAUGCACCCCUCUCCCACUAGCCAUCCAAUGGUCCAUUUUCCCCAGCCUGCCACUAUCUCUGCACUGCCUCUCUCACAUCUUCUAGAAUCUUCUGUAACUCACAAUGGCACACCUCCAACAAGACAUAUAAAAGGGUGUUUUCCUCUCUUAUUUUGCAUAUAGUAUUAAUUUAGCUAUCAAGCUGGCUGCAUCCUUCUGAAUGUAGUCAUUUUCUGUGUAGGUGGGGAACGAUUUUCUGGAAAAGACUGAAAAUUAAUGCUGAAAAUGAGGGGGAUGCUUCCUUGAUGUCACAAGAUACAUGUGUUUGAAUAACUCCUCCCAGCACUGUGUAUCCUGAUCCUGUUCCCAGUGGCUGAAUAAAGGAGAAGGGGCUGGAAUAAUUAGUGGAACAGUCGUGGGCCCUAUGAGACAGGGAGGUGGUUGUCACACUAGCUUUCUUUGCCUGUGAGGAACAGGGACCUGGCAGCUCCAGCAGGCACAUGGACUGGGGCAGAGUCCUCGGGCCGGCACGGGAUGUGUUUGCUUAUGUUUGGCUUCCUUGGGAACUGCAGGUUCACUUAUCGUGUCAUUUGUGGGGAUGACCUAGUGCCUUUUGGCUGUUGAGCAAGGAUGACUGCUGCCGUCAAGGUCACUGCCGCAAGGAAACAUUCCCAGAAAGGUGUUUGUUUCCAUUCUCUCUCUGUGCUUCUGUCAGAAACUUGCUAGGACAUUUUGUAGCCAAUAAAACAAAACUUCUUUAUUUUAACCUCCA
Messenger RNA from Mesocricetus auratus (golden hamster), 3050 nucleotides. RefSeq names its product phosphoglucomutase 5 (gene Pgm5). Gene Ontology annotation, biological process: striated muscle tissue development; carbohydrate metabolic process; myofibril assembly. Bases 75 to 1778 code for a protein of 567 amino acids. Gene Ontology annotation, molecular function: magnesium ion binding; phosphoglucomutase activity. Lineage: Eukaryota; Metazoa; Chordata; Mammalia; Rodentia; Cricetidae. Gene Ontology annotation, cellular component: cytosol; adherens junction; cell-substrate junction. The record is from RefSeq and is a predicted model, not a curated record. The transcript is spliced from 11 exons.